AUGCAUUCUGUAGAAAAUGAACAAGGAAAUUUAUUUUUUAUCAAUGGACAUGGUGGCACUGGUAAAACAUUUUUAUGGAAUACAAUUAUUGCAAAGCUUAGAUCUCAAUCCAAAAUAGUCUUGCAUGUAGCAACUUCAAGAAUAUCUGCUUUGUUAUUGCCUAAUGGUAAGACAACUCAUUCAAGAUUUCAUAUUUCUUUGGAUGUUACAGCAGAGUCAACUUGUGAAAUUCGUCAAGGUACCCUAUUAGCUAAACUUCUUAUGAAAACUUCAUUGAUCAUUUGGGAUGAAACACCUAUGAUAGGAGAUGGUUCAUUAUAUGAUGACAUUGACAGAGAAUUAAUUAAACUUCCUUCUGAUAUAUGCAAAAAUUUAUCUCAAGAUCCAGUGAAAUUCAUAGUUGAAGCUAUCUACCCAUCGCUUUUACAAAACUACAAUGAUCCUGCAUAUUUGAAAGAAAGAGCAAUAUUAACACCAAUAAAUGAAAUGGUCCAUGGAUUGAAUGAAAUGAUUAUGAAUAUUAUACCAGAUGAAGAGAGAAUAUAUUAUAGCUCAGACACUAUAUGCAAAGCAAAUAUAAGGACAAGUGAUGAUGAUCUUUUGUAUCCACCUGAAUUUUUGCAUAGUUUGAAAUUUAAUGCAAUACCAAAUCACGACAUUCGACUUAAGGAAGGUGUUCCAGUAAUGCUCCUUAGAAAUCUAAAUCAAACAGAAGGCUUAUGCAAUAACACAAGAUUGAUUGUUAUACAUCUUAGGAAAUGGUCCAUUAGAGCUUACAUUAUUUCUGGAACAAAUAUCGGUGAAAACGUCACAAUCCCAAGAAUUAUCAUGUCUCCCAACAAAUUGAAAUGGUCAUUAAAGCUUAAUAGACGACAACUUUCUUUAGCACCAUGUUUUGCUAUGACAAUAUAUAAAGUCAAGUACAAUCUCUUAAACAUGUUGAUUAUAUCUCCCUAA
Molecule: messenger RNA, 957 nt
Organism: Cannabis sativa
Lineage: Eukaryota; Viridiplantae; Streptophyta; Magnoliopsida; Rosales; Cannabaceae
Exons: 2
Coding region: 1-957 (318 amino acids)
Biological process (GO): telomere maintenance; DNA repair
Molecular function (GO): DNA helicase activity
Source: RefSeq, a predicted model, not a curated record